Molecule: messenger RNA, 3678 nt
Organism: Heterostelium album PN500
Lineage: Eukaryota; Evosea; Eumycetozoa; Acytosteliales; Acytosteliaceae
Product: adenylate kinase
Exons: 9
Coding region: 1-3678 (1225 amino acids)
Biological process (GO): nucleobase-containing compound metabolic process
Molecular function (GO): nucleobase-containing compound kinase activity; ATP binding; protein binding
Source: RefSeq, a predicted model, not a curated record
AUGACAAAAAUUUUGAGUUUUAGUUAUCUAUUAGAAAAAUCAUCGAAUGUUGGAACUACACUUUUAGCAAAGGAUAUUGUAUCAACUUCAGCACUUAGAUUAACACAAAGAAGAGGCUCUACAGAACUAAAUAGAGGUAUUUCAAUUAGAAGAAAUUCAAUAUGUGGUCCAUGUGAUUCAACACCAAAUUUAACCAACUUAUGUACAGCCACAAAAUAUGGACAAUAUCAUACCGCCUCUAAUCAACAUAUUUUUCACGAGAGUGACAUCCCAACCAUUUUGGAAAAUGGAAAAGCAAUUCUGGAAAGUACCGAUGAUUCUCUCAAUCCAAUAAAGAGAAGAUCAUCUUUCUCUGAUCACAUGGUAAAUCCAACCGGUAGAAGAUAUUCUAUGGAAAUGGGUAUUAACCAACUAAAUAAUCAUUUUUCAGAGAUUUCAAAGGUUAAAGAUAUAUUUCAUUUGGAUAAUGAAUUCAAAAAUGUAUACUUGCCUAAUAAAAUAAGAUCUCAAAAAUCAGUUGUUCAACUUGAUGCAGAAAGAACAUUUGAAGCUGUUUGGGCACAACUUUCAACAAAGUACGGUGUGGAGAAUCUAGAUUUCCCAAAAGAAGUAACAUUCUUAUUGGGGGGACCAGGUGCAGGCAAAGGAACCAACACCAAAAUUCUCCAAGAAUCACUGAAUGUAACAUCGGAACCGAUUGUUGUCAGCUCAUUGCUCAACUCACCAGAGUGUGCAGAGAUCAAGAAACAAGGAGGUCUUGUCAACGAUAAGACAGUGUUGGAACUACUCUUGACGAAACUGGGCAAACCCGACUUUUUGGGUGGCAGCAAGAAGCCACAGAGCGUGAUCAUCGAUGGAUUCCCAAGAAACGAAAAACAAGUAAAGUUUGUCGAGUUGCUCUACGAGAAGUUGGCAUCGCUCCGUCAACGUGUCAAUCCACACGCCACACUCCCAAAGUUUAGAAUGACAGUGCUACACGUCUCCGAGGCAGAGUCUGUCGCUCGUCAACUCUAUCGUGGUGCUAAAACCAUGGAGGAAAACGCCGUGCGUAGAUCAAAGCAACUACCGGAGCUCGAAGUAAGAGACACCGAUGUCGACCCUGCCGCAUGCAAGAAGAGAUACGAUAUCUACAUGUCGCAAUACAAUCAAAUCAAAUCAUUAUCUGACCGCUUCCAAUACGAUGAAAUCGAUGCAAACGGUAAUCUUUCAGAGAAUCGUUUCUUUAUACAUCGUAAUUUUCAUUUGAAAGGAUGGCAAUGGGCACACUUGACUAUACAUAGAUUGUUUGAUAUGAUAGAUAAUAAGCUGACGUCCUGGAAACCAAAUCCACAUGAUGUUAGAAAAGUGAUUAAAGCAAUUAGAAUGGUAUCAGAUUAUUUAGACAGUCAUCAUAAACAAGAAGACCAGGAAGUUUGGCCAUUCCUCAUUUCACACAAUCCAGAAGUAAAAGAACAUUUAGAUUUUCUGGAUACACAACACGCCAAAUGGCAUCAGCUAAGCGACGAGAUGAAUGAAAUCAUGACUAAAUUAGAAACAAUCAAGAUUUGUACAUUGGAACAACGAUCACAACUGACGGCCAAAUUUAAAGAGGCCAAAGAACAUCUGUAUACUCAUUUAGCCGACGAAGAGCGUUUACUCUUACCAUAUGUAUUAACAAUUUCAAAAGAAGAACAAGAUAGAUUAAGUAAUAUUAUUUUUAACAUGGCAAGAAGUGAAUCAAAUUACCGGUUUGGUUUAUGCGCAAUGUAUGAUACAUCGGUUCACAACAACGAAAUGAAAUCAUUCCAAAAAGAAGUUCCAACACUUGAGGCUGCUCGAACGCAUAUGAAAAUAUGUGCACCGAAAGUCACUCAGUACUAUUCGUUUGUAGAUGACUAUGAAAGACUGUACAAACCCAAACUGCCGCCAGUUUCUCCUGUUUUAUCACAAGAAUUUCAUCUUGAACUUCCUUAUCAUCAAGAUAAACAACAACAGCAUUCACAUCAAUCACACCAAUCACCAUCACAAUUCAUACAACAAUCACCACAAUUAUCACAUCAAUCACAACAAUCACCAUCACAAUUCAUACAAUCACCGCAACAACCAAGGCAAUCACAACAAGAAUAUCACCAACAACAACAACAACAACAUUAUAGUCAACAACAACAAUAUAGUCAACAACAAUAUAGUCAACAGCAAUAUAGUCAGCAACAAAGACAAUCCAUUUAUGAAGCUUCUUUUUCACCUAUAAACUCACCGACAACAACAACAACUACGACUACUACAAGUUUAACAAAUUCACAACCGCAAUCACAAACACAACCUCAUCACAAUAUAAACAAUAUAAAUAAUAUUUCACAGGUAAAUGGUCAUAUUCCAAUUCAAUUACAGCAAGAGAAACUACAACAACCACCAACACCAACACCAACACCAACACCAACACCAACACCAACACCAACACCAACACCAACACCAACACCAACACCAACCUCAUCUUUAAAAACAACCGAAAGUAAAUUUUCACCAAAUAAAAACCCAUCAGAUCUCAAUAACACAUCUGCAAUCCCUAUUGACUCAACUGACCCUUCACCUAAAAGACCAAAAAGAGUAGCAGCAGACGAUGCAUUAAAGAAAAUCAGUACUUUAAUUAAUGUAAAGAAAGAACCAGAGACUACUCAUAUCGAUAACAUUGUCAUUAAUCUAGAUGAUGAUGAAGAAGUAUUUUUAAAUACCAACAACAACAACAACAAUAAUAAUAAUCAUGAUAACAAUGUUGUAAACAACUUGGUUAAUUCACCAAAUGAAGUACCCGACAACACUCCACCAAUCGCGACAUCAUCGAUGCAGUUUAUACCAACCACUGAAUCUCAGCAUGAUACCAUGAUGAAUGACAAUGACUAUGACUUUGGAGGUGGUUUUGGCACACCGGAAAGCAGUGAACCAGAAACGUUAGAGAUAGAGGAAGACAAUGUUGUGAUUCCACCAAAGCCAAAAACCUAUGCCAGGAAAUCAGUGAUUGCUCCCAAAGCACCUGGAACACCAAAACCAACAGCAGUUCCAGAAGCCGUACCCUCACCAACUUCUUCACUCCUCAGACCCUCGCAAUUCGACUCUGUUACCCAACCUACCAGUCUUUCUCAUGUCGCCUCACAUAAGAAUAAGCUGGAGCAAAACAAUAUCGACACACCUCUCAAGAGGCCUAGAAUUUCCACACCAUUUGGACCCAGUCGUAAUGUGGAUUUUGCAAUUAAAAUCAAGCCGGCAGCAUUGAACCCUAUGAACACUUCAAUAGUAGUCUACCAGCAAGAAGGAGGAGUUGACUGCUACCCAAUAACAACAGCAGAUCUGUUAGAAGAUAUGAGCGAAUUUCAGGCAAAAGUAACAGAGAUCAUCGACAAACUGAAAGAACAAGAAUUCUCCAAUGCAUUUAUCAACCUAAGGAAAUCCGACUACUUUUCCAACAAUGCACAGGAAUAUAGGUACUACUACAAAGAGAUUACGGCACCAAUGACACUGUCGAUGAUAAAAAACAAACUUCUAAUGAACCUCUACAAUGACUCUGUCAGAGAGAUUUCUGCCGAUUUUCUGAGGCUAAUAGAUAAUGAAGCUAAAUUCAAGAAAAGACCAGAUAUCAUUAAGAAAAGUCCUGAUACUACAAAAGAAGCAAUUGAAUUAAAUGUAAUUAUAAAUACUUUAUAA